Messenger RNA from Macrosiphum euphorbiae (potato aphid), 336 nucleotides. The record is from the annotation of a GenBank genome assembly. NCBI's taxonomy places the organism in Eukaryota, Metazoa, Arthropoda, Insecta, Hemiptera, Aphididae.
AUGUUUGAGCUGGCAUACCACUCAACGGAAAAAAGAAAUAAAACAAAUCAUAUUGAUUGUACAGAUAUAGUUGAGCUGAAUAUUUCAGCAAGAGAAAUAUCUCAAGAUGAAAGAUCCCCAGACAAAAUGACUUCUAAUGAUACAGUAAAUGUAUCAACUAUUGCAAACCUCAUGCAAAAACAGUGCAAAGCAACACUUUACACUAAUUGUUUACUUAAACAAUUAUUACAACCCAUUAAUCCAACUGUCCAACCAGCUAGUUUAAAAGAUGUUGUUGAAAUGGAAAAUAAGUUGAAUGGUCUAGCAUUUAAUGAAAAAUCGCUUAAGACAAUGUGA